CCGAAAGCAAAUCUCAGACACGUCAUGCAUGUACGGGCUGAGCUCGAAACGAAAGAAAGGAAGCAAUAAGGAAGAAUGGAAAUAAUCAAGAAAGAUAAAGUGAAGCUUAUCAGGUGGUUACGCUCAGACAACCUCAUUUUGCAGCACGUCCAAUCCGAGAACUUAAUCACCACGGACGAAUACACAAAACUUAAAAUGAUCUCAGAUCCAGGAACACAAAUAACAGAGCUCUUGGAUCUAAUGUUGCAAAAGGAAGAUAAAGUUUGUAUCAAGUUUUUAGAGCUGCUGAAAGAUGAUGAUGUGAAUGAAAGCAGCCCGGCGCUCAGGGAGUGGAUCAAAUCAGUAAAUACUACCUCAGAAACACAACCACAUGCUCCUCAGGAUCCUCAGCCUCCUCAGGGCAACCGGCCAGGUAUUGCCAUGAACAAUAAUCCAAGACUUACAGAUAAUGAAUUUUUUUUGAAGAGGAACCGAGGAAAACUUAUUGAUAAAGUAAAAGCGGUCGAUAGAAUUGUUGAUGACCUCAACUUUACUGGUGGAAAGGCAGAAAGAGUACAAGCUGAGCAAACAGAUCAGGCCAAGAUGAGGAAAGUUCUGGACUACACAACCACCAAAAAAGCUGCUCAGCUUCUGGUUAAUGCCUUGUAUAAACAUGAAGCUGAUGUCAUGGAGGAGCUGACCACGGCCUAAUAUCUCGGCUCAGCAUUUUAAACCUACUUAUUGAUGAUGCAGGGAAUAAAUUACACACCAAGUACGUCAACGUUUUUUAAGAUUUUAUAAGGUGUAUACAUGUUUUAUAUCACGCAUGACCAUCAUUCCAUGUAUUUUUAUUUUUUUUUACAGUUUUAUGUUAUUUACUUGGGAUGAAUAUGUAAAAAUCUAUUAACUUGGUGUUAUUAUGCAAAAAGGCCAAUCAAAAUUUUAAGAUGGAAAAUUAAUAAAUACACAAAUUUAUUAGCAAUAUUGAGCGAAGUAUUGUGUAUGUUUUUCGUGUGUGUGUGUUUUAUGUAAAGGUCCUAAUUGUUUGUUUAAACCAAUUUGACUGCAAUUUAUUGCAACAAUAUUCUGUUUUGCUAGCAUCCCUGUCCUCUCUGUCAGGAGGCAGUGUGUGUUAAUAGAACUGUGCGGCAGAGUGAUCUUUACCUGGUAAUCCUGCUAGAAAAGCACAGAGUAUUCGAUCUAUAAGGCAAAAAUAAAACAAAUUACCCUGCACUUUACCUUUUGAAAAAAAGUAAAAAUAAGGGUUAAAUAAGCGAGAAAAUUCAUCUUUAACCUUUCUAAUGAGAUUUUUUUUUUGCUUUACACACACGCAUACAAA
Molecule: messenger RNA, 1318 nt
Organism: Clarias gariepinus (North African catfish)
Lineage: Eukaryota; Metazoa; Chordata; Actinopteri; Siluriformes; Clariidae
Exons: 5
Coding region: 76-690 (204 amino acids)
Biological process (GO): regulation of apoptotic process
Source: RefSeq, a predicted model, not a curated record